UUACUGGCACCCGUAGAAAUGACGAGGAAUGUGAUGAUGAUGUAAUAUGUGUGUGACUGGUGAAGUCAGCCUGUAGUCCAAUCUCGUGCUUCUCCGUCAGGAUGAAAGAGCAUGCGGUUUACUGCGAUUGUGAAGAAAAUAACAGCGCACACUAGAAGAUGAGAACGAGAGCAGCAAAAACAUGUCAUGUCAUCCGCCCAGGGACCCAGGUUAAAGACGUGAUCAUUAAACCUGAUGCUCCAAACACGCUCCUCCUAGACAAGCAUGCCGACUAUAUUGCAGCCUAUGGCUCCAAGAAGGAUGACUAUGAGUACACGCUGUCAGAGUACUUGAGAAUGAGUGGCAUCUACUGGGGUCUGACAAUUUACUGCUGCACAGGUUUCUUGUCGAUCACUGGGCAGCUUCAUCAAGUAAAUGCGGAUCUGUUGGGUUGGUGGCUCUGUGAAAGACAGUUACCAUCAGGAGGCUUGAAUGGGAGACCAGAGAAACUGCCUGAUGUCUGCUAUUCCUGGUGGGUUCUUGCCUCUUUGAAGAUCAUUGGCAGAAUUCACUGGAUUGACAAAGCAAAACUGCGCAGUUUUAUUCUUGCUUGCCAGGAUGAAGAGACUGGAGGCUUCGCUGACAGGCCUGGAGAUAUGCAUGUUGAGAAUAAUUGUAUUCUUUGA
Molecule: messenger RNA, 665 nt
Organism: Sinocyclocheilus rhinocerous
Lineage: Eukaryota; Metazoa; Chordata; Actinopteri; Cypriniformes; Cyprinidae
Product: geranylgeranyl transferase type-2 subunit beta-like
Exons: 7
Coding region: 159-665 (168 amino acids)
Biological process (GO): protein geranylgeranylation
Cellular component (GO): Rab-protein geranylgeranyltransferase complex
Molecular function (GO): Rab geranylgeranyltransferase activity
Source: RefSeq, a predicted model, not a curated record